AUGUGUUUCCUUAAGUGUGCAGAUUUUCUUCCCAUAGGAACCAAAUAUUCACUUUCUACAUGUUCAUAUCUUCAUAGUUAUCACCAGAUAAAUUAUCAUUUCAGCAUUUUACUUUCACUUGAGAAACUUUCUGAAAUCCCUUCAGUGAAUAUGAAGAACAGCUCAACAGUAUCUGAGUUCAUUCUGUUAGGACUCACCAGCAGUUGGCCACUAUCGGUUUGUUUUCUAAUAGUAUUUUUAUUGGCUUAUGUAGCAAUCAUAGGAGGAAAUCUUUUAAUUGUGUUCACUGUAACCUUUGACUCAUAUCUGCAGUCCACACCAAUGUACUUCCUCCUUGGAAAUCUCUCCUUUCUUGAUAUGUGCAUUUCCACCAUCACAACCCCGCAGAUGGUCAUCGAUUUCCUGAGGGAGAAGAAAACUGUUUCCUUGUGGGGCUGUAUGGCUCAGAUGUUCUUCCUUCACUUCUUAGGGGGCAGUGAAAUGACUCUGCUCAUAGUCAUGGCUGUGGAUCGGUACAUUGCAAUAUGCAGACCUCUGCGCUACUCAAUCAUCAUGAACCGCAGGGUACUCCUGGGCUCUGUGCUGCUGUCAUGGGCAGUUGGCUUUGUGCAUACCAUGAGCCAGAUGGUUUUCAUGGUCGCUUUGCCCUUCUGUGGCCCCAAUGUGGUGGACAACAUAUUUUGUGACCUUCCUUUAGUGCUAAAGCUUGCCUGCUCUGAGACCUACGUGUUGGAGUUGCUGGUAAUCGCGGACAGUGGAUUUCUGUCUUUCCUUUGCUUCGUCCUCUUGCUCAUUUCCUACACUGUCAUUCUGGUGACUGUGCGACGUCAGUCGGCGGGUGGCCUCUCCAAGGCUCUGUCCACACUGUCUGCUCACAUUACAGUGGUCACUCUGUUCUUUGGGCCAUGUAUCUUCAUUUAUGCGUGGCCAUUUAAUAACUUUUCAGUGGAUAAAUUUCUUUCUGUGUUUUAUUCUGUGAUUACACCCUUGCUGAACCCCAUUAUUUAUACACUGAGGAAUCGGGAGAUGAAAUCAGCCAUGAGCCGACUGAGGGCUCAACACAUCAGUUCCAGAUAG
Messenger RNA from Cavia porcellus (domestic guinea pig), 1077 nucleotides. RefSeq names its product olfactory receptor 4K13-like. The coding region runs from base 1 to 1077 and encodes 358 amino acids. The transcript has a single exon. Gene Ontology annotation, molecular function: G protein-coupled receptor activity; olfactory receptor activity. NCBI's taxonomy places the organism in Eukaryota, Metazoa, Chordata, Mammalia, Rodentia, Caviidae. Gene Ontology annotation, biological process: G protein-coupled receptor signaling pathway. The record is from RefSeq and is a predicted model, not a curated record. Gene Ontology annotation, cellular component: plasma membrane.